AUGAGUGAUAUUAAAAAUAUAAUAUCUUCUAUUUCUACUAAUAUAAAUGAACCUACUAAAGAAGACGUCAUUUAUUUAGGCGAAUGCAGUAUAACAGGACAUAAAGAUUUUUUUGAGGAUGGAAUAUUUAUUGAUUUAUUGUCUUUUGAGAGUUUUAGCUUGAACUGUUUAAAAUAUAAUUAUAAUAGAAUAAAUAAAUUAAAUGAAAAUAAAAAGCACAGAUUUUAUUUAAAUAUUAAAAAAAUAAAAAAAUUGUUAGAAACAAUAGAAAAAAGUGAAGUAAAAAAUUUGAAUAUUAAUUGCGAAGGUGGUUUUAAUGAGAAAAAAGUGUAUGAAUAUAAAUUUGAAUAUUCAAUUUAUGAUUUGGAGACUAAUACUUAUAUACAAUUAGAAGAGUUGGAUGAUAAUAUAAGAAAAAUAUGUAACAGUAUAAUAAAUCAUAAAAAUGAAGUAAAGAAAGAAAAUUUAAAUAAGUGGGUUAAUGAGAUAAAAGAAAGUAAAUAUGCAAAGAAUCUAGUACAGCUUCCAAAUGUUAAAAUAAAAAAUGAGAACUUACAGUGUGCAGUUUGUAAAGCUAAAAAAAAUAUUUGGUUAAAUUUAUCUGAUGGAUAUAUUGGAUGUGGUCGUAAAAUUUUUAAUUAUGGAGGAGGUUGUUUAAAUAAUGAGGAGGGAGCAUCAUUAAAACAUUAUUAUGAAAGCGGAAAACAAUACCCUUUAGUUGUUAAAAUAGGUACUAUUACUAAAGAAGGGGAAGCAGAUGUUUUUUCUUAUGCAGAUGAUGAAAAUGAUAGUGUAUUAGAUCCUUAUAUAGAUGUACAUUUAAAAAAUUUAGGUAUAAAUAUUGUGAAUUUGCAAAAAACAGAAAUAACUACAUUGGAGAAGGAAAUACAAGAAAAUCAAAAUAUUAAUUUUUCUUCUAUACUUGAUGAAAAUGUACAAACAGUUUGUGAACAAGGGAAGAUAGGCUUUAUAAAUUUGGGUAAUACUUGUUAUAUGAAUUGUGCAUUGCAAGUUUUAUUAUCUAUUAAAGAUAUAAGUUAUAGAUACUUAAAUAAUAUUUACGACUUUUUAUUAAGUUUAGAUUAUAAAAAGAAAACACAUGAAGAUUUAUUUUUACAAUAUGCUAAGUUAUGCUAUAUGGUAUAUCAAAAAGAUUAUAUAAAAAAAAAAAAAAAAUAUAUUAAAAAUUUUAAAGAACAGUGUUUAGAAAGAAAUGUAGAAGUAAAUUACGAUAGUGACAUUGAUGAAGAAAAUUGUGUAAGUGUUGAUCCAUCUAUGUUUCGAAAUUGUAUCAAUCAAAAAAGUAAUUCUUUUUGUAACAAUAGCCAACAAGAUAUUUAUGAAUAUUUGUCAUAUUUAAUCAAUGAGUUAAUAAAUAACGAAAAUAAUAUAUUUGAGAGAAUAUUAAAAAAUAAUAAUAAUAAAAGAAAAUUGAAUGAAACAGAAGAAAAUGAAACUGAAAAUAAAAAAUUAAAUUUCCCUUCAUCUAAUUCUCUAAAUGAAAUUUCUAAAACAAAAAAUGAAGGAUCACUUUUUAAUUAUUUCACUUUUGAAAUAGAACAAACAAUAGUAAGUGAUGAAAGUAAUAAAAGUGUAAGUUCUUUUCAAAGUAUUAUAUUAUCUUUAGAUAUUCCACUAGACAGUUCUAUAUUAAAGGGAAGUGAAGAUGAUUUAAAAAAUGUAAAAGUUUCUUUAAUAGAUUGCUUAAAAAAUUAUAUUAAGAAGGAUAAUAUAGAGGAAUAUUAUUGUCAAAAAGAAAAAAAAAAAAUAUGUGCUCAGAAAUAUAUGAAAUUCAAAACAUUUCCUCCUUAUCUUUUUAUUCAUCUUAAACGUUUUUAUGCAGAUGAAAAUUGGUGUGCAAAAAAAAUUAAUAUUUCUGUUGAAACGGAUGAGCAUUUAAAUUUGGAAUUUAUGAGGGCAGAAGUAAACCUAAACAAUGAAGUAAAUGAGAGUACUAAUACAAAUCAUAAAAAUGAAAGUUCCAAAAAUGAAAGUUCUAUUUUGGAAGAAUAUAACCAUGUUUUAGAGUCCUUAUUAGAUUUAGGUUUUGAAAAUGAUAAAGCAAUUGAAGCCAUUAAAAAAGUUAAGGUAAAAAAUGUUGACAAUUGCAUAUCGUAUAUUUAUGGUGAAGAUUCAGUAGAAUUAGAUCAUGAAUCAAGUUACCAAAAAUCAGAAAUAAACUCUAAUAAUUUAGAUUCUAUUGUUAGUCUAGGAGUAAAAAAAGAAGUAGCAAUGGCGUCUCUUUUAAUAAAUAAAAAUGAUUUACAAAAAUCGAUUGAUUACAUUUUUUCAAAUUUAGAUAUUUUAACAGAAAGUAAAUGCAAUUUAAUUAUAAAUAGUCACAAAUGUAACGAUGGUUUAGCUAAUUAUGAAUUAGUAGCAUCAAUAGUACACAUAGGAGGCAAUGCCAAUUCUGGCCAUUAUAUAUGCUAUAUAAAAGAUGAUUCUAAGUGGUAUGUGUGCAAUGACAAUAAAAUUGGUUUGUGUAAUACAAAUUUAGGUAAAGAUACAGCAUAUAUUCAUUUAUAUAAAAGAGUAUAA
This is a messenger RNA of Plasmodium relictum, 2541 nucleotides long. It is a transcript of the gene USP13, whose product is annotated as ubiquitin carboxyl-terminal hydrolase 13, putative. Gene Ontology annotation, biological process: protein deubiquitination. Gene Ontology annotation, molecular function: protein binding; cysteine-type deubiquitinase activity; cysteine-type endopeptidase activity. The transcript is spliced from 4 exons. Gene Ontology annotation, cellular component: cytosol; nucleus. NCBI's taxonomy places the organism in Eukaryota, Apicomplexa, Aconoidasida, Haemosporida, Plasmodiidae. The record is from RefSeq and is a predicted model, not a curated record. The coding region runs from base 1 to 2541 and encodes 846 amino acids.